Molecule: messenger RNA, 3840 nt
Organism: Podarcis muralis (Common wall lizard)
Lineage: Eukaryota; Metazoa; Chordata; Lepidosauria; Squamata; Lacertidae
Product: E3 ubiquitin-protein ligase RNF170-like
Molecular function (GO): ubiquitin protein ligase activity
Source: RefSeq, a predicted model, not a curated record
GAAAAGUUUCCUCUCCUCCAAGUCAAAGUUAACUGGUUUGGUAUGUUUCAUUCUUGCCCUUCCGUUGACAGCUGGUGUCAUGGUUUGCUCCUGCAUAGGAAAUAGGUUAAUAGCUGCUCUAAAAGCCAAGCUUUCACACUCUUGCAAACACUAUUUGGCCUGCCCAUGCAUGCAAAUAGUCAACAGUCUCCAUUUACACUUCUCGCAAUGGAACAAGAUCAUGUGCCUAGGUAGAAGUAUCUUCUCAAUACAAACCCAGAAUUCCUUUAAAGCUUUAUUAUGGAAAUUCUUCAAUUUUACCCUUUACUAAAAGAGCAGGACCAUGCUCAAUUAUUACACUUGUUUGCAGUAGGAAACAGAACGACAACACGAUCUAGAAUAAUAUAUCUUUGGGCUCGUCUACACUUCUGUUUGUCCCAUGACUAGAAAGCUCAGUUUCCCCCUUGCUCUGUUCUUUCCCAGGGAAAACCCACCAUUUCAUGUCAAAUCAAUUGUCAAUGCAGAGAAAACCCGAACUGCCAUUUGCUCCAAUUGAGUGCUAAAGAGCAGUUUUCUCCAGGGAAAAGCAGCAGGGCAAGAGGAAAUGUAGAUGAGACCUAUGUCAUGUACUCACUUUUAUGCCUUGCUCAACUCAUUGUUGCUUACCCUUUCCACCCCAACUUUUUCUUACAUGAUAUUUAACAUAGAAUAUUAGAUCUAAUCAUUUUGAAGCAUAUUGGAGUAUAACGCCAUAUAACUGAUGACAAAAGUCAGUUACAGAAGUUCAUAUAGUGUCCAAUUCAUGAGAAAAUUGGGGGAGGAAAGUAUGGUCUAUGGAAAAACCCCACCUAUUCUUUUGCACUUUUUUCAUGUCAGCUAGCAGCCAUUGUUUCCCUGGUCCACUGCACAUAAAUCUAAGCUCACAUAAUCUGGAGCAUCUGCGGCCAGGAUUAGUCCAUGGGCCAACUUUAGGCUGUAUCUUCUAAGAACUGAGCUCAGUGAUACUACUAUUAGCUGGAUUGCUUAGGGUUAAAAUUUCCUGCUGUGUUAAAAUGUGAUUAUUUGUCUAACUAUUAGCAAGCAAAGAUCAAAGGAAUUCAUGCUGAUCAUAUCUAGUACUUUAUAAUCCACAUCUUCCUAUCCCCACUUAGCCUUGCAUAUUAAUACAGUACUGCCUGAUAAAACUUUUGUAUAUUUCCCUCCUCACUCCUAACUAGCCUUUAUAGCUUUAUUAAUGUGCAUUUCAGCUUUCUUGGCUGGCUCAUUUUACUGCUUUACUUUUACUAAUUUCUUAUCUGUACCGGUAAUGGCAUGCUUCAAUCGCUUCACCAUCAAAUAUGCGGAAUGUGUCCUUAAGAAGCCUCAUAGCUGAAAAUAGUUACUUCUUGAGAUCUUGUCAUUUUGCUAGAGUCACUCACGGCAUUAAGGUAAAGGCUCUUCUUUCUGUAAAAUCCCUCUUUUAGCAAAUCUGGAAAGAGAUGGUUCCCUCCACUAGUAUUUAGAAACCCUGGCAAAACCUUGACAUUAGUGAAGCCAAUUAAUUAUUAACUGGAAUGAAUGGCCUGCUUUAAUGGAGUGUGGGCUGAGACUCUGCUUCACAACACACUGCUGUCAGCCAAGCGCAGAGAGGAAGCCACAGGCUUUUAAAGAGGCUUCGGAUGAAGUGAGGAUGGUGCAUGGUUCACUGUACAAAUCUUCUGAGAUCAGAUUUCUUCAUUUAAGUCAAGAGAUGAGUCUGCUGGAAAAGAGUUUUCCCCAUUUGUCCACGAGAAACCACUUAGAAUCUCUUAGACAGUGGCAGCGAUGUUACCGCAGUGAGGUAAGCUGCCCAAUCUGCCUCCAGGCUACUACUUGCCCCGUAGAAACCAACUGUGGACAUUUAUUUUGUGGUUCCUGUCUGAUUGAAUACUGGAAACAUGGACCUUGGCUAGAAGCAAUCAGCUGCCCACUCUGCAGACAGAAAGUCAUUCUUUUGUACAACAUGCCUUGUGAAAAUCAGCCCGACAAGCCGAGCAAACAAACUGUGUAUGACAUCAGAGAUUACAACAAACGUUUCUCAGGACAGCCUAGGCCUUUCACAGAUUAUCUUUAUGACAUGCCGCUUCUCAUCAACCUGGCCGUACGAGGGAUCUUCACACUGGGCGGUUUGGUGUGGAUCUUCUUCCUCAGAGUUGUCAUCUGUUGUUUUGGAACCUUCAUGUGCUUGACUUCUUCGUUGGAUCUGAUGCCAGAACCUCUUUGUGGAAUUCUGGGUGUGUUUGAUGACCUAGUUGUUGUUUUCCUACUUUUAAUCUGUAUGAUAAACAUUUGCUCUCAGAUGGAAUCAGAAGGGGCGAACAUGACGAGCUCCACAACGCAAAACAUUUUGUUGGAAUCAUAACGGGCUGAAGCGCCGGCUAUUCAUAAUGGGGAAACCAACCAGACAAUGGUGGAUUUUCCUAGUCUCUGGAAGCGACACAGAAUGGCCUUAGCUUUGAAGAAUGCUAAGGGUUGGUGUGCAGCGCUGGAGUUUAUGGAAGAGCAACAGUUGGGUGGAGGCUGUAACGUUAAUCAUGGAUUAACACCCAACUAUGUCCACAAGCCUCAAGAAGUGCACUGCUGCCAUUCUAAAAUGACAAUUUCGCAUUUGUGGUACUUAAGACUGACUCCUAGAAGGCACAGUGGCCAAGAUCUUAUCCAACUGUUCCACAGCUCAACAACUCAGAUAUGGCUAGAAAACAUGAAGUACAUAUCAACAUGAAAAUACUGUACCGCAACUCUGAUUAAUGUGGAGCCCUCAAAACGACAAAUGAUUUUUUGCACAUCAUUAAAAGACUAUAGCGAGACGAAGACGAACAGGCAGACUUGUGUGUGUUUGGCGCACACAGGGGAAAACGUUGUCUGCUAGAAGGUCCAGUACAGACCUCCAGACUCAGCAGCUUACUGAUCUAAGGUAAUCCUUUGCCAUGUGCAGUAUUACAGAUACAUGUAUAGGGAUUACGGUUUGGAUAUGCUUGCCAAUAGUUGCAACAGUCCUCAUAUUGCCACCCAUUAAUAAAUACUCCUAAAAACUGGCACAAGGGUAUUAGACUGGAUCAGAAAAGGCACCUUGGAGCAGCGUUACCUGAGUCUUUUAGAAAUAAGCAUGCUCUUUGAAAGUCACUUCCUUAUGCUGAGGCUCCCAGUUGUGCUUUGGUUUCAAGGUGGCUUUGUGUACUGUAAGCAGGUUUCAUAUACCGUACAUCCUUAUAGUAACUUAGGACAAAACCAAAUGAAAAUCCAUGCUAUCUGAUAUGAGCACUGACGUCUUGAGCAGGAUGGGGCUAUAUAAAUACAAAGGAAAUAAAAAUGACCAGGAAGUUUACCUCCUCUCGGAGAUCUCUAUGGAAACCUUAGAAUCCCCUUCAAGGUUCCUGCCCCAAGUGCCUCCCAAUGAAGACAAGGCAGGUGACUACAAAGGAGAGGGACUUUUUUGGUACUGACACUUCAGCUGUGGAAUUGCCUCCUCAUAGAGGCUUACCUGGCACCUUCCCUCCUCCAGUGCAGUCAGUACAGUUAAACCUGAAUGAAUAAAGAAGUUGUACAUCCAGGCUUUAAAACUAGGUUUACGCAAGGACGUUUUGUUUUUUGUUUUGCUGUCUUUUAUUGUCUAUGUUUGCUUUUUAAAUUAUGAUUAUAUAUUGUGUUUUGAAUAUAUUGUUGCAAGCCACCUGGAGAAUAUUUAUUGGUGGGCGGCUAUAGAAAUCUAAUAAAUAAAUAACCAAUGAAUAAACUAUGAAUCCAGUUUAUAUGUAGCUUGUUACGUGUUUGCAUGGUGGAAAGGAAUUCGGGUUAGCUGUGCAUAAGAAUGCAUGCAUAUAAAGAUUUAUUGUUUACAGUGUU